This is a messenger RNA of Leguminivora glycinivorella, 554 nucleotides long. RefSeq lists its product as uncharacterized. The transcript is spliced from 4 exons. The record is from RefSeq and is a predicted model, not a curated record. The coding region runs from base 74 to 529 and encodes 151 amino acids. Lineage: Eukaryota; Metazoa; Arthropoda; Insecta; Lepidoptera; Tortricidae.
AGCUAUUGCACGUGUAAAUAUUUUAUAGCCUGUUAAAAGUUAUUUUAGUAAACUAUUAUAAAGUAGGUACAAAAUGGGAGCGGUCAGUUACAAAAAUGAAAUAAAAAACUUAUUCCUCAUUGUAAACUCGUAUCUUGCGAUGUCCCUCGGGUUAUUCCCAGUGUCCCUGGGCACGGCGUUGGUGGUCACCAAAGAAUGGGAUAUGGAGAUAAUCGUGGCGUCUCUCGUCAUGGGCACCUUUAUACUCGGGCUGACCGCGCUCGGUCACUUCGGAGCUAUUUUGGAUAGAAAGACUAUGCUUGUUAUAUACGCAGUAGCGGUGGGGUUGGUAUUGUUCAUGGGACUAGUGGUGCUGGGGAAACUGCCGAGAACUGGAGAUAUCCUGGCCUUUGGUAUAUUCCACAUUAUCGUAACGUUGACAGCAUUACUUCUCUCGGUGGCCCUGAAACGGAGCCACAAUCAACUGUACCCUGUUACAUCAGUGAACGCAGGGACACCCAGUGCGCCCACAUUACCUACAGCAUUGUAGUCUACCUAUUUGAUGUACAGUUAGG